This is a messenger RNA of Amphimedon queenslandica, 798 nucleotides long. Its product is annotated as ephrin type-B receptor 3-like. The transcript is spliced from 4 exons. Gene Ontology annotation, molecular function: protein binding. Lineage: Eukaryota; Metazoa; Porifera; Demospongiae; Haplosclerida; Niphatidae. Bases 1 to 798 code for a protein of 265 amino acids. The record is from RefSeq and is a predicted model, not a curated record.
AUGUGUGUUCAUUAUUACUUGCCUUGUGGUUCUAAUGGCACACUGCAUGUUCCUUUACCUAUAUGCCCUAAUGUCUGCUCGUACAUGUCAGAAACAUUGUGCCCCGAUAUCUGGUCAUUUGUUGUGAAAUUUCUUGAUUCGAAUCAAGUUACACCAGGUUAUAGAUAUGAUGAAGGAAUCAAGUUACCAGUUUGUAAUAAUACAGCUAAAUUGAUUGAUUACUUGAACCUCACUAGUGACUGUUGUUCUGAUGGGGGCAUUAAAGUACCUCAACCAACUAAAACAACAACAAAAGUGAUUAAUACAUCCACUACACCUGUCCCACAUUCCACAACUAUUCAAACAACUAGAUCCACACCUCUGAUUCCUGCCAUUGGCACACCAUCUGCCUCAAAUCAGCUAACAUCUGCCUUGAUACCAGGAAUGAUCAGUAUUUUAUUAAUGUUGCUGGUAGUGUUGGCAAUAGUAUUAUCUGUUGCUUGUUGCGUUAAAAAGGCAAGGAAUCGUAAACAACUCAUGAAUAAAGAGUUUUCCAUUAAAACUAAUUGUUCACUACUUUUGAAAAGCAACAAAGAAAAUAUCUACUUCUCCGACAAAACUUUUGAGAUAUCAUCUGAUUACACGAAUCAGUUGUCAAAGUAUAUAAUAUCAGGCUCAAGCAUUAAUGUGCAGGAGACUGCUGGUCAAGGUGAGUUUGGUAUAGUUUAUCGUGGAGUGAUGACAAGAGAGAAUCAAAUGCCACAACCAGUUGCAGUCAAGACAUUAAAAGGUAACUGUUUAGAUCAAAUUUACAGAUGA